Molecule: messenger RNA, 1629 nt
Organism: Passer domesticus (house sparrow)
Lineage: Eukaryota; Metazoa; Chordata; Aves; Passeriformes; Passeridae
Gene: IFITM10
Product: interferon induced transmembrane protein 10
Exons: 3
Coding region: 219-893 (224 amino acids)
Cellular component (GO): plasma membrane
Source: RefSeq, a predicted model, not a curated record
CUGGGGGAAGCCGCUGGGCCGGGGCCCAGGAGAUGCCCUUCUCCAGCGGGGCGCUACCAGGAUGCUCCAAGCAGGAGGUGACGUCCCAGUGGGGGGGACACGAGGAGAAGGACUGAGACACAGAGGAGCUCUCCUGCCUGAAGCAUGUUCGGGGGGAGACAGGGGGCUGCAGGUUGACCUUCCCAUCCCCUGACUCCCUGCCUGCCCAUCCCUAGUCCAUGGGUGCCCCCCUCCCCGCCCUCCCCUCCUCCUUCAACUCCAGCGCCGAGGAAGCCGAGCCGGAGGCAGUGCUGAGCCGGAUAUGCAGCGACUCCCCGCAUCCCUCCUUGGCAGAGCGCGGUGACGCCGCGGCAGCCACCACGGAGAGGACACAGGACCCCCCCCUGGGCCCACCAUGCCCCUUUGAGGGGGUGGCCUGGACCCCCAGACCCCCGCAGGGCCCCCCGCAGGGCUGCUUCGCCUGCAUCGCCAAGCCCCCAGCUCUCCGGCAAGCUUCGCCCGUCCUGUCUCCUUCUUCUGCCGUUUAUCUCAUGGAGAGCAAGAGCUGCAAAGGGGACAGCCUGCGGCCAGCGGUCCCGUGCAAGCACUCGGUCGAGAAGAAGACAAUGACCAACCCCACCACUGUCAUCGAGAUCUACCCCGACACCACCGAGGUGAACGACUACUAUCUCUGGUCCAUCUUCAACUUUGUAUACCUCAACUUCUGCUGCCUCGGCUUCAUCGCCUUGGCCUAUUCACUGAAAGUCCGGGAUAAGAAACUCCUCAAUGACUUAAAUGGAGCAGUUGAAGAUGCCAAGACAGCCCGGCUUUUUAACAUCACCAGCUCAGCCCUUGCCACCUUCUGUAUCAUCCUUAUCUUCAUCUUCCUGCGAUACCCUCUCACUGACUACUGAGUGAGGCCAACAGCAGCUGCUGCCGCCAAAAUGCCUCUAUGCCAGAAGUGUCUGCAGUUUCUUGUAGCAAGGACACCCAAAACAAGCCAACCACUACACCUUGAUUGCCAAAAAAAAAAAGUCAAUUAAAUACAUAAAUAAAAUUAAAUUAGUUUAUCAGCCCAGCUGAGCAUACCUUUCUUGCCCUGAAAUGGUAUGUGAACAGCUGAAGGAAAGGGUCUCGCUCUUACACAUGUACAGGAAGAAAAAUAGACCAAGAAAUAUUUGUUUUAUGACCAACAAGCUGUGUGAAAAGAGCAUGUAAAGCCCAGAGCUGCACACACUUAGUGGCAGACAGCUGAGCUCUAGGAAGCAGUGGGGUCCUGUGGAGCUGGAGACACAUACAGUGAUGGAUGGGGAUCAUGGCAGGGCUGGCUUACAACAUAUCAGGUGUGUUCAGACCGCCCCACCACCCCCAGCUUGUGGGGAUUUAUUUUCCUUUUCUUUUCUCUUGAAUUGCAUCCACUGGUUCAAACAACUCCCAACCCCUGGAGAGCUGAAGGUGUUAGGAAGUUUAUGCUGGGGAGCCCCAAAGCCUCCAGAGAAACCCCAAAGUGUUAAAGGGCAGGUUUCUCCUUAGGAUCUCCCAGCAGUGCUGAGAAGGAAGGCACCUUCUGGAGAACUUGCCUAAACCACCUAAUUGGAGUGCUACUGUAUUUCUGUAAACAGUCAAUAAAAAGAUACCUCUGACAUGUGA